AGGAAACUUCUGCAAUUUUUUACUACGCGCAAUUUGGCAACUGCUCUCCCAACUACUAUAUAUCUUAAAUGUGCAUAUAUAAAUUGCCCUCAUGCUUUCAUGCACAUUUAUUUAUUUGUGGCAUUUGAUUAAAGUUCAGAGCUUCUACUUCUGAAUUAAUACUGCAGAAAUCCACAGCUGUGUAUUAAUAUACGAUCGAGAAAUGUCGAUCACCGGAGGCCUUCUAGGUUCUUGGAAAGGCUGGCUGCUGGGGGUGGUGGUCACAGUUGUUAUACCCUUGAUGACUAACAAGUGGGGGACUUUCUCAAAAUGGACAAAAAAGAUUGAGGGGGCCGUACAGAGGGUGGAAGAUAUCGUGGAGGCGGUGGAAGAAGCGGCAGAGAGGGUGGAGAAGAUUGCAGAAGACAUAAUGGAUGACUUGCCGGAUGGAAAACUCAAGGCUGCACUUGGUUUGUUUGAACAUGUAGCUGAAGUAAUAGCCAAGGAUGCCAAACAGCUUGACAAUGUCAUUGACAAGUUUCAGGAAGAAGAAGAUAAGUUGCAGGCUUAUAUUGAAGAACAACGCAAUGCGUCUGCUAGAAAGGAUAAAGACAUAUAGCAAAAUUUCUGAACUCAUUUGUAAAUAUAUGCGUAUUUGUAAAAAUUUUGUUGAUAGUCAUCUGGAGUUUGAUUUUGUUUUUUUA
Molecule: messenger RNA, 683 nt
Organism: Daucus carota subsp. sativus
Lineage: Eukaryota; Viridiplantae; Streptophyta; Magnoliopsida; Apiales; Apiaceae
Exons: 3
Coding region: 203-598 (131 amino acids)
Source: RefSeq, a predicted model, not a curated record